AUGAUAGCAUUGUGGUCGGUGGAAAUGUCUGAAUCACUUGGUUUCAAGACUUCGAUUAUCUUCACACGGUCGGGAUCAGUGGGCAAAAACUGUUCGUAUUCAGCACCAGUACAUUUAUUACGUUGUUUAGUUGACGGUAAUUAUGGGAAUUGGUCAUUAAAAGAUAAGUGUAAUGUGAGUUGCGGCGAAGGUUUUGAAACAUGGCAACGAGAUUGUGACAAACCUAAGCCAAAGUUUGGCGGAAAAUAUUGCAGUGAAAUCGGAGAGUCAGUUGAAUACAGAUCCUGUUUGGCUGAACCCUGUCCAGUAAACGGUGGUUAUGGCAACUGGAGUGUUAGAAUUCCUUGCAAUGUUUCGUGCGGUGAAGGAGUGGAGAUAUGGCGACGUAAUUGUGAUAAUCCUAAACCCAAAUACGGAGGCAGUAACUGCAGUGGGCUGGGAAACUCGGCUGAAUUAAGAAAAUGUAAAAGAAAAACUUGUCAAAUUGCUGGUACUUAUGGCAACUGGACAAAGUCUUCCCCGUGCAGUGUCACGUGUGGUCAAGGUGUUGAAAUAUGGACGCGACUAUGUUAUGUUCCGCCAGGAGAGUUUAGUGAGAAUUGUAGUAAGCAGGGAGCAGCUUAUCGGGUUCAAGUAUGUGAGAUGAAACAUUGCUCAGAUGUUUCCAAAAACCGGACCAUUUCUAUCAUCAUUGCUACUGUUUCUUUCGUGAUUGUCAUUGCAGUUGUUUUGUUCAUUCGAAAACAAAAAGCCAAAGAAGACUCUUCACAUUCCGCAACUCCAGAGAACCGCCCUCCAGAGUACGGCAAUCUUACACCUGAUGGAAAUCCGAUUCCACAACAUUCGCGUGGUGUUGUGCUGUGGAGAAGAGAUUAUGUCAACACACAUUCUUCGCAGAGAUCUUGGUAUGACAGACUCCAACUAUUUCCACCAUUGGCGGUUGAAUGGCUUCGAAACGCGUGGGGAAAUGUUGAUGAGUCUGGCAACCAUGUUUAUAACGUCCUGGGACGUCAUGUCAAAAAUGUCUUCGUUCCGUACGACGAUUUGUGCUUAAAAACAAAUACGGUACAAGAGGGAAAUGGGACAGAACUUUACGACACUCCAGAACGACCCUCACCUGUCAUAUUACCUACAGAAAUUGCUAACUGUCCCACAACCGAGAUUGCUUAA
Messenger RNA from Dendronephthya gigantea, 1170 nucleotides. RefSeq names its product semaphorin-5A-like. The transcript has 6 exons. The record is from RefSeq and is a predicted model, not a curated record. The coding region runs from base 1 to 1170 and encodes 389 amino acids. Lineage: Eukaryota; Metazoa; Cnidaria; Anthozoa; Malacalcyonacea; Nephtheidae.